This is a messenger RNA of Paramecium primaurelia, 1267 nucleotides long. Lineage: Eukaryota; Ciliophora; Oligohymenophorea; Peniculida; Parameciidae. The record is from the annotation of a GenBank genome assembly.
AUGGAAGAAUAAAAGAUCAAUCUCAUAAAUAUAGCAUAGCCUUAAAUUCCAACUAUUUUUACAUGUACCAAAAGUACACUUAUUGUUGAUUUACAUUAAUAUAUUAUUAACAAUUAUGGUAAUGGGAAAAUUGACAUAUAUUUUACAAAAAAUUAACCUUUCUCAGGUAAUUUAAAUUUAUAUUUAUAAAAACAACUAAAAGGAACUUCAGUAUAUUAUAACAUUGAUUUAUCAUAAAAAUCAAUACAUUCAUCAUACGGGAAAACUAUUUAAGGUAAUUAAAACUAUCUAUAUAAUAAGGAAAAGAACAACAGUCACAAUCUAAAUCUGUUUUUACACCUUAAUAUUCUAAUUUAGUUGACUAAAUAUGUUAAACUGAUGAAAUAUUAUUAUCAAUCAAUUAAAGUAAAUAAAUGUAAUAUAUUAUAAUUAAAUUAGGAAUCAAGACUAGAAUUUAUAAUAAAUUGAAUCAUAAUAAUAACAAAUUUAAGAAUUAAAGGCUAAAUUAGAUGAAAAAGAUGAAUAAAUGAGAGUUGUUAUAAAAGACCACUAUAUUUAAUAAAAAGACUUACAGAGUUAGCUUUUAAAGAGUGAGGAACUCAUCUAAAAGUAAAUUGGUUAAAUUAAUACUUUGGAAUAUUAAUUAAAGUUAAAAUAGAAUUAAAGAUAACUAGAUUAAUAAUAAAUAGAUACUUUAUAAAAUAAAAUAGAAGAACUUAAGACUGAAAACUAGGCUAAAAAUGAAUAAAUUAAUUAAUUAAUUAAAUAAAAUGAUACUACUUUAUAAAAGAAAGUAGAUACAGACGAAGUUUAAUAAGAAUUAAUAUUACCAUAAAACAAACCAGAUUUAUUUGAAUUUAAUGAUCAAGAGACUGUUGAAACUUAUGCAAAUAAAUGUGGACAUAGCAUAGAAAAGAAUAUAUUAGAAUAAUUAUUAGGUAAAGCAAUAAAGAAUAAAGAGAUUGCAAAAUGUUAAAUUUGCUAUUCUCAUUUUUCAUCUAAACUUUGUAACGAAAUUGGUACUAUAGGUAAAAAUUACUUAUAAAUGAAAUCCGGUAUAGAAUUACCAAACAUAUAUAAGAGUUGUUAGGCAAUUAAAAAUUCACAUUUAAAUUUGAUAUCUUGUGAAAACACUAAUUGUAAGUUUUUUUGUUUUUGGAAAAUAACUCAUCAAAAAUAAUAUGAUGAUGAUUAUAGUUUUUGUCCUUGUUGCUUAACAUAAUCUGUUAGGAAUCCAAAAGGAGCAUUAUUCUAUACUCAUACUUGA